Solanum lycopersicum (tomato) is the source of this 877-nucleotide messenger RNA. RefSeq names its product endoplasmin homolog. The record is from RefSeq and is a predicted model, not a curated record. NCBI's taxonomy places the organism in Eukaryota, Viridiplantae, Streptophyta, Magnoliopsida, Solanales, Solanaceae. Gene Ontology annotation, molecular function: ATP-dependent protein folding chaperone; ATP hydrolysis activity; ATP binding. Gene Ontology annotation, biological process: protein folding.
AGCACAAAAUCCAAAGGCGAGCUGAUAAGCCUAGAUGAAUAUUUGUCAAGGAUGCAAUCCGGUCAAAACAAAAUAUAUUACCUCACAGCGACCAAAAAUCAGUUGAAAAAGUCGCCCUUUAUUGAGAUGAUCAAGAAAAAAGAUCUUGAGGUGAUACUCUUAACAGAUGAUAUAGAUCCAUAUGUGGUCCAACAUCUGUUGGCUUAUAAGGGGAAUAGAUUCCAUGAUAUAUGCCGAGAUGGAUUCAAAUUCCACGAGGAAGACCUCGAGAAGUCAUUUGGAGAACUUGUUAAAUGGUGGACAAAGCUUCUUGAUGUUGAUGUAAAAAUCAACCAUCUUCUUUUCGACACUCCUUGUGUUGUGGUGGAGUCAAGGUACGGGUUGACUUCAUUUUUGGAGAUGUUACCACAUUGGGAGCCACAGGCACAGAUGCCUGGUAGAAGAGUGCUCGAAAUCAACCCUGGGCAUCUGAUGAUUAAGGAUCUUUGUCAGCAUGAACCAAAGGAUGAGAAUGUGCAGAGACUAGCUAUAGCCAUGUAUGGUAUAGCUUUGAUCGAGAGUGGGUUGUUGCUUACACAGUCGGAGAUUUCGACUUUUCAUCCGUUUAGAUUUGCUCAAGGCAGUCUAAACAGCUUCGGAGGUGUGAAGAAGGAGCCCGAGAUUGAAAUUGGGAAGAAUCUUUUUGAAAAAAUAUUUCCAUUACCUUGGAGCCGUUCGAGCAGAAAACUGUAGGAAUUCAUAGGUUGUGUGUAAAAAUUGUGAUGGAUUAGUUUUGAAAAUUUGUACGGAUGGUGCUAUCUUUUUUUAGUGAUAAUAACUUCCAGUGUUUUGUAUGGAAAAGGAAUAUUUGUCGUGAUUAUAUAUUUUCUUUUUCCCA